This is a messenger RNA of Paramisgurnus dabryanus, 2881 nucleotides long. RefSeq lists its product as uncharacterized. The record is from RefSeq and is a predicted model, not a curated record. Lineage: Eukaryota; Metazoa; Chordata; Actinopteri; Cypriniformes; Cobitidae. Gene Ontology annotation, molecular function: ubiquitin-protein transferase activity.
UAAGGCUUUUGCGUGUGCACGAGAAACAUAUCGCGUGCGCACGAGAAACGUAUGUCGCCACCUCAGUCCAGCAGAUGGCGGUAAUACACUUUGAUUGUAAACUGCCAUAAAACUCAACAGAAGAAGAAGAAGAACGUAUGUCGUGCGCACGAGAAACUCUCGUGAACACGUGAACGUAUGACGUGCACAUGCGGUCGCAAUUUCCGGUUUAUCGUCUAAUGUGGGGUUGAAGAGUGUUUACAACUUAAACGUUUGAAAGGUCGCAACAUGGAGGAAGAUUUUGUUGAGUUUUUGAGGUCACGAGAUAUUUCUCAAGAUGCUAUUGAGAAACUAAAAGAGGAUAAGGUAAAUUGAGUUAUAGUUAUUAUAAUUAUUCUAUAUGCAUGCUUUUAGCCAUUGUAUUUAUAGCCGUUAUUUACUUUUAGGUCAACCUAAGCAUCAUUGCAAUUAUGACUGAAGACGAACUUGCAAAAUACAUUGUUAGUUAUGGAGAUCGUCUUGCAGUUAGAGCAUUUUGCCGUCAAAGACUUGCAGUAUGUGAAACCACCAAGUCCACUGCAAUGCAGAGAUUAAGAAACAAGAUCCAAAAAGGAGCCAAUAGGCCUACACCAGCAAAUAAUGGGGGUUUAUUAAGCAAACUUUCAAGUAUCGGCAAUAAACAUGCAUCUAAAGAGACAAGACGACUGGAAAUUGGGUGGCUUCAUUUUCAUAAAGGAGAAUUUCACCAGGUUCGGACAAAACAUGGAGGUGGAACGCGACAUGUGACGGUUAAAAAGAACGCAAUAGUUGAGGAACUGAUGAUGAUUGGGAAGGAUUUGUUUUUUCCUAAAGGGAUUUCUUCAAAAGGCCCAGCUGAAAGCUAUCUUUUUGAGAUGCGAGAUUUCAGCCAGACCCCAAUUCCAUCCAGUAUUACAGUGAAUGAACUGUAUGAGCAGAGUAAACUUAGAAUGCUACGACUGUACGUAUGCACGAUGGAAAAGGACAGUUCUCCCCAAGAUUCAUCAGACUCGUCCUCAGACUUUGACGAACCGGAACGAGAGCCUAGAGUGACAGAGAGUACUAGCAUGUCAAGAAACUCAGGACAACCACUUCUUCAAACAAAUGAUCCUGUGCCUGUCAGUCAUUCAUCGUUCAUUGAAGAAGAGGAUAGCUUUUCUACCAGUCAAAAAUCCAGAGAGGAAAAUUCGGCAUCGACUCCUGAUGACCAUAAAUCUGAUGAUGUGGUGGUUUUGAGUGAAGAGCCAGGGUCAUCAGUUGAUGUGUCUUAUGAUAUAGAACUGGAGGAUUCCGAGAUCCAGAUUGGAAUGGCACACGAUAAUGUUGCCAAUGCCAUUCUGGAUUCCACUCUUCCCUGGAAUACAGAAGAUGGGGAUCCUAGACAGAAUCCACCAUUAAUUGAUCAACCUCAGACAGAAGGAUCAUCUUUUGCAGAACAGCCAACUGAAGAAUCAGAGGAUUCUGAGAGCAUGAAAGAAAUUCAAAGUGUGAAAGUGAGGAGGGUCAAUAUAGUGAAAGAUGUUUUGGAAAUUUUCUCAAAACCCAAAGUAUUAAAACAAGUCCUGCGCAUAGAAUUUACUAAUGAAAAUGCAGUUGAUAAUGACGGAGUGUCACGUGAACUGUACACUGCCUUUUGGGAAGAGUUUCUUGCUCAGUGUGAGGGUGAGGAAGAACGAGUUCCAAGACUGCGACCAGACUACUCAGAGGUUGAGUGGCAGGCUAUUGGAAGAGUGUGGGUGAAAGGCUAUGUUGAUCAUGGUGUGAUGCCCAUCAGGUUGUCUCCAGCAUUUAUAUUGGCAUGCAUUGAUGGUGUUGACUCAGUCACUGAAGAGCUCUUGAUGUCCUCAUUUUUGAAAUAUUUGUCUGCCUCAGAGCAAUCUGUUGUUGAAAAAGCUGUUCAAGGCGACCUGGAUGAAAAUGAUGCAGAAGAUUUACUUGAUCUCUUUUCACGGAUGGGUUCAUGCUGCUUGCCUCCAAAAGAAAACAUUCGUUCUGCUAUUUUGACAAUGGCUCACAAAGUCCUCCUCCAAGAGCCCAAAUUUAUAAUUGACUGCUUUCACACCAUUAUGCCAACUGGCAUUCUGAGUCUGACCAGACAAAGCAUACUUGAUGCAUACGAUUCAAAGAAAGCUACAAACAAGAAAGUGGUACAAAUGUUAAAGCCAGCAAAAGAUUCCUUGAACCAGCAAGAGCAGCUGACCCUUAAUCAUCUGCACCGCUACGUGAAAAAUAUAGACCAAAGAAAGCUAGAGACCUUCCUACGAUUCUGUACCGGCUCUACAGUCAUGUGUAAGGACAAAAUUGAAGUCAUAUUUAAUGGAUUAUUUGGCCUUGGACGUAGGCCUGUUGCACAUACAUGUGGAGCAGUUCUCGACUUACCAUGUUCAUACAGCUCUUACCCAGAAUUCCGUGCAGAGUUUGACAAUGUACUAAAUGGAGAUUGCUUUGCAAUGGACAUUCUAUAAAUGAAUUAACUAGUGAGAUUGAGUAAGUCAGGUUAAUUGUAUUUUGUGUACACCAGUUAUUCCUUUUUUUUAAUGCAUUUUUUUGUAAUUUCAUAAUUCUUAAAAUUUUAGUUUCUAAGAGGUUUUAAGAUUUUAUAGUUUGAGUAGCUUCAAAUAUGUUUUAAGAUUUUGAAGUGUUCGUGGAGUUAUGGAGCCGAGUUUAAAUUUCCAAUUUCCAUUCUAAAGAAAUUUGAGUUUUAUACAAAAACAUUCAAUUCCACUGAAUUGAAAGAUACAAUAGCUGUGAUAGAAUAGCUAUGCUGUACAUGAGUUUAGUUGCAAAUAUUUGUUUGUUACUAAUCAGAAAUAGUUAUUAAAGGGAUAGUUCACCCAAAAAUAAAAAAUCUGUCAUCAUUUUCUCACUCUAAUUAUGUUACAAA